Larimichthys crocea (large yellow croaker) is the source of this 590-nucleotide messenger RNA. RefSeq names its product reactive oxygen species modulator 1 (gene romo1). Lineage: Eukaryota; Metazoa; Chordata; Actinopteri; Sciaenidae. Gene Ontology annotation, biological process: protein insertion into mitochondrial inner membrane; protein import into mitochondrial matrix. The coding region runs from base 197 to 436 and encodes 79 amino acids. The record is from RefSeq and is a predicted model, not a curated record. The transcript has 3 exons. Gene Ontology annotation, cellular component: TIM23 mitochondrial import inner membrane translocase complex.
UGUCCGCCGCCUCCUCCUCGGCUGUGUCCGCUCUUGAGUCGCCCUCCUCGGCCUCCUCCCUCCCUCUCUCCCCGGUUAUGGAGCUGUGCUGCUCGGCGUGAACGCAGCUUGAGCUCCGAUAAAAAAACAACGAGACUCGGUCCGGAGACAGAACACACACUUUAACUCUCACACACACACACACACGCGGAUCAAGAUGCCAGUGGCUGUAGGUCCGUACGGCCAGACCCAGCCCAGCUGUUUUGACCGGGUCAAGAUGGGCUUCAUGAUGGGGUUUGCAGUAGGAAUGGCUGCCGGCGCCAUGUUUGGCACUUUCUCCUGUCUCAGGAUCGGCAUGCGCGGCAGGGAGCUGAUGGGAGGAGUAGGGAAGACCAUGAUGCAGAGCGGGGGGACGUUCGGCACGUUCAUGGCCAUCGGUAUGGGCAUCCGCUGCUGAGGAAGACGAGGAGCGACCACCACCUCCAGAACUCAACUCCACAGCUAUGGGACUCUUCCAGUGACUCCGAUCUCCUCAGCUCUCCGCCCGCUCGGCGCCGUCACGCGCUCGACCGGCAGUAUAGUUUUGUCAAUAAAAGUCGAAAUCUGUCAAA